GAUUUUGGAGGAGAUGUGGUGAGUCGUUCCUCUCCAACUGAACAUUGGUGCACCACGGUGGCAGAAGAAGUCGGGACCAAAGAGCUGUCCGAAGCCCAAAACGUUUCAGAUGGAGGUGGAUGCAGACGAUAAGCGCCAUCGCACACGCUCCAAAGUGCCUGUGGAUCCAGCAUUAACAGAGCUUUUCAGUGUGUAUGGCUGCCCAGCAGCCAAAAAGAGGAAAAGUCUAGACAGACAAACUCUAGAAACGUCACCGAAGAGGAGCACCUACCUUGAUGACAUGGAUAACUCCACAAUGGAGGAGUGCUACGAGACUGAUGGGACUGAGGAGAUGGAUGACAGGGAGGAAGAGGAGGAAGAGGGAGCCAUAGAAGAAGAGGAGGAAGUGGAGGAGGAAGAGGAAGAUGUAGAAGGCUACAUGGACUAUAAUGUAGAACAAAUGGAGCACGACGACGGCGAGGAGGACAGAAGAGAUGGAGAAGAAGAAGAGGAAGAAGAGGAGGUAGAGGUGGAGCAGGAGGAAGAAGAGGAAGGUGAUGAAGUAAGGGUAGAGGAAGCAGAAGAGGAGGAGGAGGAAGCAAUAGAGGAUGUGGACUAUGAAGACGGGGAGGAGGAGGAGGGAGAAGAGCAUAAUCAAGGGCAAGAGGACGAUCAGAUGAGCACUGGUGAGGGGGAAGAAGAGAACUAUGGCAGAGGAGGCAGCAAUGGCAGUGGAAAAUCUGGCCCUGUGACAGAGAAGGAUGACAACAACAAUGACGAGUAUGAAAACUACGAUGAGCUCGUGGCCAAAUCCCUCCUCAACCUGGGCAAGAUCGCAGAGGAUGCCGCCAACCGCGCCAUGACCGAAUCCGAGAUGAACAGCAACUCGUCCAAUAGCGCUGAAGAUGAUGAGGAGGACGAGGAGGAGGAAGAAGAAGAAGAGGAGGAUGAGGAGGAUGAGGAAGAGGAGGAGGAAGAGGAGGAGGACGAAGAUGAAGAAGGAGAUGAAAGGCAGCGAGAAGAUCUGACUUUGGAUGUUGACAGUGAUGUGGUUCGGGAAACAGUGGACUCCCUAAAACUGCUGGCACAGGGUCAUGGUGCUGUUCUGUCCGACAGCUUAGAUGGGCAGGAGUUUCCGAACAGUACAGUUGGGAUUGGGGAUGGGAAUGACUGUUCUCACAAUGGAGGAAAUACACACAUUGGUGGCAAUGGACAAAUGAGGACCACUAGUAAUGGACAAAUAGAAAACAGUGAUGAGGAAGUAUGUUUAAGCAGUCUGGAGUGCCUAAGGAACCAAUGCUUUGACUUGGCUCGGAAACUAAGUGAAACAAAGCCUCUCGAUCGAAAUGGACCAUCCCAGCAAAAUCAUUUCUCAUGUGGGGACCCCAAUCAACAACCCCAGCAUCACGGCUAUGGAGAUUUUCACAAUAGCCAAGACGAUAGGAGGACACUUGAUAGGAACUAUUCCGAUAUGGACAAUCUCAUGAAGCUUGAGGAGCAGCUAAGCCCACGCUCCAAGGCCUUUUCUAGUUGUAUACAUGAUGAACGAUAUCACACCAACAACCACAGAGAUUUUGAUGAAGACACAGCCUCGGUGACAUCAGACCGAUCAGAGGAAGUGUUUGAUAUGACAAAAGGAAAUUUGUCUCUGCUGGAAAAAGCAAUUGCACUAGAGUCAGAACGCGCCAAGGCAAUGAGGGAUAAAAUGGCAGCCGAGGCAGCGAGAAGGGAUGGAGUGAGGUACACUCAUGAAGACCAUGGCCCACGGCAUGGCUAUGGUAUUGAACGUAAAGCCAGGCUUCCUGAUGGUAUGAAGAAGCCUUUCUUCCAUAAAGAUGUUUCACGUGCAGACAAAAAGGAAAGCAGGUGUCCGACACCCGGCUGUGAUGGCACGGGUCAUGUGACAGGCCUGUACCCCCACCAUCGCAGCCUGUCUGGUUGUCCCCACAAAGACAGGGUGCCACCAGAAAUUGUGGCAAUGUAUGAGAAUGUUCUUAAGUGUCCUACACCUGGCUGCACGGGACGCGGCCAUGUCAAUAGCAACAGAAACUCUCACAGAAGUCUAUCAGGAUGUCCAAUCGCUGCAGCAGAGAAGCUGGCAAAAGCCCAGGAGAAGCAUCAGAGCUGCACUGGCCCGAAGUCUAACCAGGCAUCUGACAGAGUCUUAAGGCCUAUGUGCUUUGUCAAACAACUGGACUAUCCACAGUAUGGUUACAAGAACAAUGUUUCCACCAGCACGCCCCGCUCUAACCUGGCCAAGGAACUGGAGAAGUACUCCAAGACCAGCUUCGACUACAGCGCUUUUGAUGGCAGCAACAACCACCAGGUGUAUGGGAAGAGGGCCAUUGCACCCAAAGUUCACGGGCAAAGGGACGCCUCUCCAAAAGACUAUGAUGCCAAACGAUACUGCAAGAACUCCAGCUCGGCCAGCAGCACCACCAGCACCUACGCCCCCAGCAGCAGCAACAGCAGCCUGAGCUGUGGAGGUGGUGGAGGGGGCGCGGGAGGAGGCGGAGGUGGUGGGGGCAGCAGCGCCAGCAGCACAUGCAGCAAGAGCAGCUUCGACUACAGUCACGACAUGGAGGCCGCCCACAUGGCGGCAACCGCCAUCCUCAACCUCUCCACGCGCUGCAGGGAGAUGCCCCUCGGGAUGGGAGGGAAGCCCCAGGACCUGUGCUCACAGAGUCCCGGUCUAGAUGUUGAUGAGAAUGGUACGUUGGACCUGAGUAUGAGCAAGAGUCUGUGCGUCGGAGGUGCAGGGGACUCUGUGCUCACCCCACUAGAACCCAUGUCCCCCCAGAGACAAGCCGCCCUGCUUGGCUCCCGCUGCUAUGGCAUGGGGGACGCCGCAGACUGCUGGGACCUGCCUGUAGACUACACCAAGAUCAAACACAUAGACGAGGACGAGAAAGAGCCUGAUGACCUGGAUCCUUUCCAUGACCUGCUGGAGGAUCGCUACACAGAUGUUAGCAUGCCCAGCCCCAAGCCCAAGUAUGUCCAGUGCAAGGAGAGUAAAAAGGACCUGAUAACUCUCUCAGGUUGUCCUUUAGCAGACAAAAGCAUUCGAAGUAUGCUGGCCAACAACGCACAAGAGCUCAAGUGCCCGACACCAGGAUGUGAUGGUUCAGGACAUAUCACCGGCAACUAUGCCUCACAUAGAAGUCUUUCAGGGUGUCCGCGGGCCAGGAAAAGUGGGAUAAAGAUCAUCCACAGCAAAGAAAAUAAGGAGGACCAGGAGCCCAUCAGGUGUCCAGUCCCAGGGUGUGAUGGUCAGGGACAUGUGACGGGGAAAUAUGCAUCUCACAGAAGUGCAUCGGGAUGCCCGAUAGCAGCCAAAAGACAAAAAGACGGCUACCUAAAUGGCAUUCAGUUCACAUGGAAGUCCGGAAAGACAGAAGGCAUGUCCUGCCCGACACCAGGCUGCGACGGCUCGGGGCACGUCAGCGGCAGCUUCCUGACACAUCGAAGUCUAUCAGGUUGUCCACGUGCCACCUCCGCCAUGAGGAAAGCCAGGCUCUCAGGAGUAGAAAUGCUAACAAUAAAGCCACAACGUGCCAGCAAUGGGCUGGAGCAUGAAGAGGAGAUCAAACAGCUGGAUGAAGAAAUCAAAGAUUUAAGUGAAUCCAAUUCACAAGUGGAGACAGACAUGAUCAAACUUAGAACGCAGAUCACAACAAUGGAGUCCAGCUUGAAGUCCAUAGAGGAGGAAAACAAGAAACCUCUGGCAGACAAAGAGCUUCCUCUGAGGAAUAACAGCUGCUUACAAAUGCACCAGCAAGAGUCCUUAAGUGAGCAGAACUUUGACGCCUACGUCACCACCCUGACAGACAUGUACACAAACCAGGACCAGUACCAGAGUGCAGAAAACAAAGCCCUGCUGGAAAACAUCAAGCAAGCAGUUCAAGGGAUCCAAGUGUAACCACUCAGCAACGGGGGGGCUUUGGUUCCCCCUGACAUAAGGAGACGCAUGCAGUGAUGGUUUAACCUCCUCGGUUCGGUGCAGUAAUUUAUAUAGUGUUAUAUAUUCUAAAUUUUGUUCUUUGAAGAAAAAGAGGUAUUAUGCUUAGGAAGACCUCCAGAUUAUUUCUUCUUUUCGUUUCUUUUUGGGCCUUGCUUCGAGGAGGAACAUAAAGGAGUCAAAUCGCAAAAUAGUUUUUGAGGACAUUCACAUUUUGUACGUUUUCAUAUGAGCUGACAUAGUGUCAUGUAACGUUUCUAGCUGCUCAUGUAUGCACAUUUUUAGUGUAUAUUUCUGAACAGGAAGCUAAUGAAAACGGAGGUUCUUUUUAUUGCUCGACAACAAAGCAUUUUAGAUUUAAAAAAAAGUGAACAG
Messenger RNA from Nematolebias whitei (Rio pearlfish), 4312 nucleotides. RefSeq names its product myelin transcription factor 1-like, b (gene myt1lb). The coding region runs from base 110 to 3898 and encodes 1262 amino acids. Lineage: Eukaryota; Metazoa; Chordata; Actinopteri; Cyprinodontiformes; Rivulidae. Gene Ontology annotation, biological process: regulation of transcription by RNA polymerase II. Gene Ontology annotation, cellular component: nucleus. The record is from RefSeq and is a predicted model, not a curated record. The transcript is spliced from 21 exons. Gene Ontology annotation, molecular function: RNA polymerase II cis-regulatory region sequence-specific DNA binding; DNA-binding transcription factor activity, RNA polymerase II-specific; zinc ion binding.